AUGUUCCAGUGGAGCGUUCUUCUCUUUCUCACCAUAAUUGCCAAUAUGAUGGCUGUGUGUAUAAGAGGUGAUCUUUUCAUUAACAGUCGAAAGCAGGGUUACGACCCACACCAGCUUGAUGAAGUACCGUCGAAAGAGGCCUUAAUACAAAUGGAGAACUCGGAAAUUGAAAUUGUAUUCGAAGAUGAAGAUAGAGAGACACAGUUGUGA
This is a messenger RNA of Protopolystoma xenopodis, 210 nucleotides long. The record is from the annotation of a GenBank genome assembly. NCBI's taxonomy places the organism in Eukaryota, Metazoa, Platyhelminthes, Monogenea, Polystomatidea, Polystomatidae.